AUGACCGCCCACCAAAAUAAACAGGUCAUUGCGAAAAAGCUUGUGGAAAAUCUGCUAGGUGAUCUGAGAUCAUUGUCCGCAGAAACCAAAAGAAAGUAUCCACCAGUCAAAGAGGCAUCAGAAGCAGGGAUGUUAAGAUUACGCAGUAUUACAGCCAAAACGGAUAAUAUUAUUGCGGGUUUAGUCUCACAGAGCACUGAGGUUAUUCAACCAUUUAUUCUUGGAUGUGAUACAAAAAACCCUAAAAUCGUCCACAUUUGUCUAACUUCCAUGCAGCGUCUUGUGCAACAUGAAUCUAUAUCAAUGACGGCAGCUAAUAAUAUAAUUUCGAUGCUGUGGGUGCUUAUGGAGGCAGGGAUUGAAGAGUUGAAACUCCUUCAGACCGCAACCCUUCUUCUCACAACCAAUGCGGUGGUGCAACAUGAAUCAUUGGCAAAGGCGGUGGUUCUGUGCUUUCGGUUGCACUUCACCAAGGACAGCACAACCAAUAAUACUGCAGCUGCUGUUGUACGCAACUUAGUGAGCAUCGUCUUUGAAAGAGUUGUCACUGAAGAUGCAGUCCCUUCACAAGAGCCUCUACCUCCCAUGUCCGUGGAACAACUAAAAGCUGGAAGUCGCCAGCCUCCACAAUCCCUGAGACCAUGCGCUGGUGAUGCAUAUUUAUUAUUCCAGGAUUUCUGCCAGUUAGUGAAUGCAGACCAGCCAUAUUGGUUGGUUGGAAUGACUGAGAUGACACGGACAUUUGGCCUGGAGCUCAUGGAAUCUGUCCUCACAACUUUUCCUGCCGUCUUUCUAAAGCAUCCUGAGUUCAGUUUCCUACUGAAAGAGAAAGUGUGUCCAUUGGUGAUUAAAUUAUUCUCACCAAGUCUGAAGUAUCGUCAAGGCCUUCCUUCACUACCGUCCCCUGUGCCCGUAGAGAAACCAUAUUUCCCGAUCGUCAUGCGCCUGCUGCGGAUUGUUAAUGUCCUUAUACAUAACUACUAUAAGCUUCUGAGCACAGAGUGUGAGAUAUUCCUCUCUCUUCUGGUGAAGUUUUUGGAUGGUGAGAAACCGAUGUGGCAAAGAUGUCUGGCUCUAGAAGUCAUACAGAAAUUGGUCAUACAGCCACAUUUAGUCAGGUCUUUCUGUGAGAGCUAUGAUAUGAAGCAACACUCUACAAAAAUAUUUCGUGAUAUUGUCAAUGCAGUUGGUGCUCUGAUACAAUCCUUGUUUAUGAACCCACCGCAGUCCCCAAGUGGAUCUUCAGGUAACAAGACUCCGGAUAUCACUGGUCAGCCCCCUGCUAUAGUGGCAGGUAUGCCUGUGGGUGGAGGAGUCACCCCCCAGCCAGCAUUCCUUUAUAGGGGGGUCUGGAUUCCACUCAUAAUGAAUGUACCCAGGCAAACAUUCAAAGCAGUCUUCAUAGAACUGCUAGACAAGGUAGACCCUCCCAACAUACCUGAUGGCUAUGCAAUCACUGUAGCAUUUAGCGCUCUACUUGAGGUUGUCAGCAGUGUGCAGAAACUCAUUGAAAGUAGUUCUAAAGAAAAGCAAUUAGGUCAGGGCCUACAAGAAGAGUUGAUCAACUCAUCCUGGUGUGGAGUGUUAGCUGCACUCUCGCUCAUGUUAGAUGCAAGUACUGAUGAGAGCGCAACGGAAGUGAUACUGAAGUCUCAGCAAGCAUAUGCGAGUCUAUGUGGUACAUUAGAGAUGACAACACCACGUGAUGCGUUCAUUACAUCCCUCUGUAAAGCUUCCCUGCCCCCACAUUAUACCCUAACAGUGCUGAAUACACAUAGGGUAGACUCACCAGGACCAACUACCAAAGGUCAUACACGGUCCCCAAGCCAGGAUGUCCAACCACCAGUUAGCGCAGAAACCAUGCAUGGUAGUCAGGUGGUUGCUGUGGGAACUGCUUUACCUACAGCCUCUCUUCCUAUUGGUGCUCAAUCUGGGCCUGUCAUGUUGACAGCGAAGAAUAUUCAGUGUAUGCGUGCAAUAUUAAGUGUGACACAUUGUCACGGAGGAAUCCUUGGCUCUGCGUGGCAUCUAGUCCUCACAACACUACAGCACUUGACGUGGAUUCUGGGACUGAAGCCUUCAACAGGGGGCAGCUUGAAAGCAGGGGGGCAGCCCUCUGAUGGCUCUAAUGCUGUCAUAACAACUGCUGUCAUGGCCGAUCUACCAGUGCUGUCAUCUAUGUUGUCAAGAUUAUUUGAGAGUUCACAGUAUUUAGAUGACGUAGCACUCCAUCAUUUGAUAGAUGCUCUCUGCAAGUUAUCAACAGAGUGUAUGGAAAUGGCUUAUUCUAACAGGGAACCUUCAUUAUUUGCUGUUGCAAAGUUGCUUGAGACUGGACUGGUGAAUUUAUUUCGUGUCGAUGUUCUAUGGAAACCCGUGACAGCACAUUUAUUAGAGGUAUGUCAGCACCCACACCAAGCAAUGAGGGGUUGGGGUGUGGAAGCUAUUACAACACUCAUCAAAGCUGCUCUUGCUCAUCGCUAUGAACCACCAUUAGAGGAAAAUUUAAAACUUCAGUCUAUGCUGCUAGCACCAUUACAAGAGUUGUCUUCCCUCCCUCAUGCAGAUAUUCGCCAACAACAACUAGAAUGUGUGCUUGUUAUUCUUCACAACAAUGGGGACACUCUUGGGCAGGGUUGGCCUUUAAUCCUGGGGGUCAUAGGAGCUGUCACUAACAACCAGGGGGAAAAUCUAAUCAGGUCAGCUUUUCAAAGCCUCCAACUAGUUGUGACAGACUAUCUACCUGUGAUGCCCUGUACCUGUCUGCAGAUCUGUGUAGGGGUUGCAUCAAAAUUUGGACUCCAGAACCAAGAGCUUAACAUAAGCCUAACAUCAAUAGGCCUGCUGUGGAACAUAUCAGAUUUCUUUUACCAAAACCGUCAAAAAAUCACAGUCGAGUUAAACCAAAAGCUAACAGAUCAAGAGAAACAUAAACUUGGAAUGCCCCCAUUUGAUAACUUAUGGAUGUGCCUGUUCGCAAAGCUGGGAGAGUUGUGUGUUGACCCUAGACCUGCUGUGCGUAAAAGUGCUGGGCAGACUUUGUUCUCCACUAUAUCAGCACAUGGUAGAUUGCUGCAAAGAGCCACAUGGCAAACUGUAAUUUGGCAGGUUCUUUUCCCUCUACUAGACCAGGUGAAGAAGCUCUCUAGCAAGGCUCCUGAUACUAAAGACAGCUCCGAUACGGGUAACAUACUUAUACACCACUCUCGUGAUACUGCACAGAAACAAUGGGCCGAGACAAGGGUACUUAGUCUAGCAGGUGUGGCUAGAGUGUUCAACACAAAACGUAAAGUACUGCAAUUACUAGGAGACUUCCCCAGAGCCUGGGCUCUUUUAUUAGAGUUUAUUGAAAAUGCAGCACUAUCGCGAAAUGCUGAGAUCUCCCUUGCAGCUUUGAAAAGUUUCCAAGAAAUAUUACACAUUACUAAACAUUCAAAUGAUGGUGGAGAUUUUCCCGGGAUUCCCAAAAUGGCCGACAGUGAUGUGGAGCCUCCCAGUGAGGAAAUAAUGUCUAGGGAAGAUGAUGGUUUAUCUCCAUCUAGUGAGGAAAAUAUAGCUGAAAAGGAGGAAUCCAUAACUGAUGAUAUAACAGUCUGGUCAACCGCCUGGCGGGUUUGGUUAAGCAUAGGAACCCAAGCUACUGAGUGCCCAUCAGCUACUACCCCCAAAGAUCAAAUCUAUGUUCCUACUCAGGCAUUUCUUACAGCCUUAGUGCAAAUAUACCCUGCAUUAUAUGAACAUAUUAAGACAAGAUUCGUAGCUGCAGAUCUCCAGAAGUUGUCCACGGUCUUACAGAGGGCACUCUCAGCUCCAGUCGCUGGCGACGCGAGCCCUUUUAUCGUACCUGUGGGUGCUCCUGAGGUGUCCCUCACCCCCCUUCAGGACUCUGUACUCAGUGCAGUGAAGACUCUUCAUAGUGACUUAAUAAAAGGCACAGAGUCCUCAAAAACCAUGUAUCCUGAUCUCUUUGGGCAACUCUUGACAUUUAUUGAGUAUGCAGUGCGACCGCCCAAAUAUGGAAACAUUGAGACAAAAGCUGUGGGGUCUGUAAGAGGAAUGCAGAGUGAGUGGGUCUCCAUGAAUUUUGUCCCAUUUGCAGAACAAGUAGUGGGACUGGUGAUUGAAUUGUAUAAGGUGUCAGCCUCUAACCCUGCAGUGAUAGAGCAACAUGUUCUCUACAAUAUAGUCAAGUGCGCUAGUGUUAACAAAUACAUGGCAAAACAAUUAACAACUCUUAAGUGGCAUGACAAUAAUGAUGGUGUGGGGGUCAAGGGCAACUAG
This is a messenger RNA of Owenia fusiformis, 4281 nucleotides long. NCBI's taxonomy places the organism in Eukaryota, Metazoa, Annelida, Polychaeta, Sabellida, Oweniidae. The record is from the annotation of a GenBank genome assembly.